Messenger RNA from Oryzias latipes (Japanese medaka), 4134 nucleotides. It is a transcript of the gene nek10, whose product is annotated as NIMA-related kinase 10. The record is from RefSeq and is a predicted model, not a curated record. Lineage: Eukaryota; Metazoa; Chordata; Actinopteri; Beloniformes; Adrianichthyidae. Gene Ontology annotation, biological process: positive regulation of MAP kinase activity; regulation of cell cycle G2/M phase transition; protein phosphorylation. Gene Ontology annotation, molecular function: ATP binding; protein serine/threonine kinase activity; protein binding.
GAAAUAUCUAUAAAAUAGACGUGUCUAGUAAAUUUGGAGUUUAAAAUACGCUUAAAGACACUUUUAAUCGUAUAUUUAUGUAAUUAACCCCAAUAUUAAUCUACCAAUCCACGAAUAAAUUACAGUUUACCCAUAUUGUGAACACAAAUUGUUCGUUUCUUUAACAUUUAUUUUAAUUUAUUGUAAGUUUUUUUAAAUAUAUAUUUAACCACUGUUUAAUUCAUUUUUAGUCAAAGCAAGGUCACUGACAGCUGAGUGGCGUUUAUUGUAACUAUAGCAACAGAGACAGCACAACACUACUUCCCAGGAUUGGUUAAGAAAGGAUGAAAAAUGAAGAUUGCGUCUUCUUAUUUGCUAAUCGUCUGCAUUGCGCAGGAAAACCUCGUUUACCUUUGGAUUCCUGAAAGACGAUAGUUUACUCUUGACCACAAAUGGGAAAAAAAGAAGACCCUCAAUGGAAACUCAAAUGAACUCUGAAAAUGUCCAAUUUAGGCACUAAGGUGAGACCAGGAAACAAAACCCCCCUCAAACCUGCAGGAACUCCCAGCAGGGCGUCGAGCGACCUCAGGAAGCUCCAGUCCCUGCUUGCAAAAAGCGGCUCCAGACGGGAGGUGGUAGACCUGAGUCAUGGUGAAGGCGGCAGCAGCAGCAGAGCCAGCAGAUCUUCUCCAAAACACAGCGGUAAACUCAGGACUGAGAGCAACACCAGCAGUGAAGCAGCCGAACUGGAGAAAUUCAGCAUAACAUACAAAGACCAAAGGUGCUUCAGCAACCAUCCUCUGGAUAAACUGUUCUCUGGCAUCCUUACUACUUUGAUCAAGAAUCGACUCUGCAGUGAGUGGAUUGAUCGCGCGCCGCCUGAGUCCAUCUUUCGAGUUAUUGUCUGUUUGCGGCUGUUGAUCAGAGAUCCAAACUAUCAGAUCACUCUUCAUCAGCUCCACGGCAUCGAUUUCCUUGCCAGGUAUAUGGAGUCUGUCGCUACUCGGUAUUUGUCUUGUGGUGAGCAGGGGUUGGAAUCUCAGAGUCUUGUCACGAUGACCUAUAUUUUCCAGAAGCUGUCCGCCGCUGAGAAUCAAAGGCUCUGGGUGAUCGAGAGCGGCGCUCACAGGAGCUUGGUGAAGCUCCUCUACACCAGAGACAGCAGUGUGGUGCAGGGAGCCCUGCUGGCCCUCACGGCUCUGGCUCAGAGCCCAGAAUGCGGGAAGGAGAUCGGUGAGCUGCCGGUAGUGGAGACUCUUCUUGUGAUCCUGCAGGAGCAUGACCUACUGUCAAAAAAGUUAGGAGCUGUUUUCUUUGUAUUGUUGGUGGAAACGCCCCCAACUGAGGUUUUGAAAGUAUUUGAAACAAACUUUUCCUGCAGAAUGAGCGCUGAGCUGCUGAGGCUCCUGUCGCCGGUGCCUCAGGUGAGGAGCCAGGUGAUAGAGCUGGGGGGGGUGCCGGUGCUGUUGAGCCUGUUGCACGGUCCGCACGUGAAGCUGCUGUGGGCCGUUACCUGGGUCCUGGUGCAGCUCUGUGAAGAUCCUGAAGCCAGGGUGGAGAUCCGGAGCUGGGGAGGAGUGCAGCAGCUCCUGCGGCUGCUCAGCAGUGACAGGUCGCACAUUUCUGACCGCCGCAGCAUCAAAGAGGAGCCGAGGCCUCCUGAGGAGUUGGACAACAACACCGCCCUGAAGUCAGCCUGCUGCACAGCUCUGACCGAGAUGAGUCUGGAUGACUCCUCCGCUCUGCACAUCCUUCAGGAGAAUGGCGUGUACGUCAUUGCAAAGUUGAUUUUACCAGAGGAGGGCGGAGCUACGGCUGCUUCUCAGGUGCUUGAUACAAAAAUAAGCCUAAAGAAAAAGAAAAACAACAACAGCCAGAAACUACGAUGCUGCUUUUCUGUUUGGCAGUGCUACGCUUUCCGGACUCUUCGCUUUCUGUUCAGCAUGGAAAGAAACAGACCUCUCUUUAAAAGGCUCUUUCCCACAGACCUCUUUGAGAUGUUUAUUGAUGUUGGACAUUACGUGCGGGACCUCGCGGCCUACGAGGAGCUGCAAACUGUGGUUUCGCUUUACACUGAGGAGAAGCUGGAGGGUCUGAGAGAGGGCAUCAGGUCUGUGGAUCAGAGCCGGCCUCCCGUCAAAGUCAUCAGUGGUUACUCCAUUCUGGACCAUCUGGGCACUGGGGCCUUUGGGAGUGUCUUUAAGGUCCAAAAGCAGAGCGGCCAGAACCUCCUGGCUUUGAAGGAGGUGAAUCUGCACAACCCGGCGUUUGGUAAAGACAAGAGGUCUAGAGACAGUAACGUGGAGAAGAUCAUCUCUGAGCUCACCAUCAUCAAAGAACAGAUGAUGCACCCAAACAUUGUCAAAUAUUACAAAACGUUUUUAGAAGGUGAUAAGCUCUACAUUGUGAUGGAGCUGAUCGAGGGAACCUCUCUGGCUGAGCACUUCACCUCUCUGAAGGAGAAGCAGCUGCAGUUCACCGAGGACAGAAUCUGGAAUGUGUUCAUUCAGAUAUGCCUGGCUUUGCGGUACUUGCAUAAAGAGAAGAGGAUCGUCCACCGUGACCUAACACCAAACAACAUCAUGCUGGGGGAGAAAGACAAAGUUACCAUAACUGACUUUGGUCUCGCCAAGCAGAAACAGGAGAACAGCAAAUUAACAUCUGUGGUCGGCACCAUCGUGUACUCCUGCCCAGAGGUGGUAAAAAAUGAGCCGUACGGAGAGAAAGCCGACAUCUGGGCUUUGGGCUGCAUCCUUUACCAAAUGGCCACUCUGAAGCCUCCGUUCUACAGCAGCAACAUGCUCUCUCUGGCCAGCAAGAUCGUGGAGGCCGAGUAUGAGCCUGUGGAGGAAGGAGCCUUUUCAGAGAGAGUCCCUCAAAUGAUCCGAUGGUGUUUGGCCCCAGAUGCGGAGCGGCGACCGGAUGUUGUAGCGGUUAGCUCCAGGAUCUCAGACGUGAUGAUGAGGCUCAUGGAUGGACUCUACACUUCCCACAAUGCCUUAGAACGGCGAGCCGAGCGAGACAGGAAACGAGCACAGAAGUGUUUCAUGGGAAAGCAGGAAAACCCUCCAGUGAGAGCAGAUCUUCUGACUCCCAGCUCGUCUGUAACUUGCAGCUCCGUUCACGGCGAGCGGGAAAUAAAUCCAGAUGUUGAGUCCAGUUCUUGUGUCCGACCUGACGAGAAUGUGGCGACGAUGGAUUCUUGUGCAAAACCAAGACCAGCAUCUGCAGGAAUCUGCGUGUCCCAGAAGAUGCUACGGCAGAUUCACGACCCCAUCCAGAAGCUCCUGGUGCAGCUGCACAAAGUCAUCUUCAUCACUCAACUCCCGCCGUCCCCGUCUGCAGACAUCGAAAGGCGCCUCGUUGAGAAGUUCAAAAAAUCCCUCUUCCAACUCGGCAGCGACCCCUACAACCUGAAGGUGGAGCUCAGCAAGCUCGUCCAGGCCUCCCCAGAGCUAAUAGAGGUCAGUGGAGCCACUUCAGACUGGUGGUCCAUGCUGCACCCCCCUACAAGAGACCCUGACACCACCGACUGCACAGUGGACGGGUAUGCCACAGAUGGAGUCACGUAUCAGCAGAUGCAGGGAAUUAUUGAGAAACUUUUGGAGCAGAACAACUACUACAAAACAACACAAAACAGCUGGCCUGCACAUGUGACAUGGUAACACAAGUAAAAGACAGACUUUACAUAUGUUUGUAGUCUAACUAUGAGACACUGUUAGGCUCAAUAUCUUAUUAUAUAAACAGUAAUGAUGAAAGAUUUGUCUGCUCUGCUUCACAGCUGUUCUGAAUCAUUUCAUUUUAACCACAUUCUGCUUUAUGAAUCACAUACAUUGAACAGAAACUGUGAAAUGUUUGAUGAAACCCAACUGUCAUUUUGCAUCAAUGAGGGACUUUUACUAUAAAUGUCACAUGAUUCCUCUAAGGGGGCUGCAUGCAAACAAUGAAGGUUAAAUUUGAAGCAGUUUUGUUGUUUUUUGCAACUUUAAACAUGUUUUGCUUCCAUCUUCAUUCUUAAAAGAACUGUUAUUCUGAAAUACUUCAAACUGUUUUUAUUCCUUUGUAAAUAAGAACUUACAGGAUAUGUAAUUAUUUAACAUUAUUCUGAUUCUUGUUAAAAAAUCCUGUUUAGAAAUAAAAUAAAAUAAAAAUCUC